AUGACCUUUGAGAAUGCAAGGGACAGCGCAUCUUGCAGGAUAGUUGGUUUUUCCAACUCAUUACUGCAGACAGUGCUCACCUUCCUCCUGCCACUUUGUGGGAGAAAUAAAGUAGACCACUUCCUUUGUGAGAUCCCUGCGCUGCUCAAGCUUGCCUGUGUCGACAUCACUAAGACUCAGUCUGAGAUGUUCUUUGUGAGCGUCAUCAUUCUUUUCAUUCCUGUUUCGUUAAUCAUGUUCUCCUAUGGCCGUAUUGUCAGGGCUGUCUUACGGAUAAAGUCAGCAGCUGGGCAGGGAAAAGCGUUCGGGACAUGUGGGUCCCACUUCCUGGUGGUCUCCCUGUUCUAUGGCACAGCUAUGUAUGCUUACCUGCAGCCCACCAAUAACUACUCUCAGGAUCAGGGCAAGUUCACAACUCUCUUUUAUGGCGUCAUUACUCCCAUGAUGAACCCCCUCAUAUACACUCUGCGGAACAAGGAUGUGAAGGGAGCUAUGAAGAGGGUGCUUUGGAAGGACUCUGGCUCCAGAUGA
Condylura cristata (star-nosed mole) is the source of this 531-nucleotide messenger RNA. RefSeq names its product putative olfactory receptor 2B8. The coding region runs from base 1 to 531 and encodes 176 amino acids. Gene Ontology annotation, biological process: G protein-coupled receptor signaling pathway. The transcript is spliced from 2 exons. Gene Ontology annotation, cellular component: membrane. The record is from RefSeq and is a predicted model, not a curated record. Lineage: Eukaryota; Metazoa; Chordata; Mammalia; Eulipotyphla; Talpidae. Gene Ontology annotation, molecular function: olfactory receptor activity.